Molecule: messenger RNA, 9800 nt
Organism: Peromyscus californicus insignis
Lineage: Eukaryota; Metazoa; Chordata; Mammalia; Rodentia; Cricetidae
Gene: Traf3ip3
Product: TRAF3 interacting protein 3
Exons: 15
Coding region: 8145-9800 (551 amino acids)
Source: RefSeq, a predicted model, not a curated record
AGAAAAGCAGGGAGAAGAGCUUGCAUGGCAUUCUCCCCUCCAAGGACAUGCUCCCAGCAACCUAACUUCCUCCCACUAAGCCCAUUCUGAAGAUUCUACCACCUUCUAACAGUGCUCUGAGAUAUGGGCCUUUGGGGGGAUCCAAACUACAUCAAGUGCCACAUGUAUACUAAUAUGCUAAUAAAAUUUAUUAUAGACUAAGUUACUUGGGCUUGAGAAUGCAUUGCUAAGAAACAGGGGUCAGUUGGGAGAAAGAUGCAAGCAGCUAGCAGAAGUGCCUGGAAAGGGAGCCCCUCGUAGCAAUCUGAGCAUGCCCAGUGUUAGUACAAUGCAGAGCUUUUCUUUUCCUCAACGGGCUUCCUUUAGCUUCCUGAACCACACCAUAAAAUCUGAUGGUCCCAACACACUUAUUGACACCAGACUAAUGCAACAGGUCUGUAUUCAAGUGUUGUGGACCCUGUGGCUGCGCUGUGAGACUCAAGUUCCAGCAACAACCACCCAGCAGCGGAGAUCCCCAGUGAUCCGGGACAGGUGAAGGGACACACAGCGCUCAGGACUUGCUGAUUAAACCCUCCUUUUCCAUCCUCAGAGGCCAGCUGGGGGUGAGACGAUCUCUUUGUGCGUGUGGUUUCCUUAAAUCCAUUUGACUCUGAUUUUCAAGGCCAUCAGCACAGUUAUACAAACGACUCUUAUGUCAUUUGCAGGAAAACUGCUGAACCAGGGAUCAUGAAACAAGUGAAACGAGCCAGACUCAAAAAUCGAAAACCAUGUGUUUCCUCUCCUGUGAGAUUUUUUUCUUUUUUUGAGUCAGGGUCUUACUUCAUAUCCCAGUCUGGCCUCCAACUUGUGCCAAUCAUCCCUGCCUCUACCUCCCAGGUGCUUAGAAUACAGUGCGAGCCAUUCUACCUGGCUUUGGAAUCUAGGUUUAGACAGACAGACAGACAUGAAAGUAGAAGGGAACUAAGUAGGAGGAAGUGGGUCUGAAAGGAGUGGGGCAAAGAGGGAACUGUUGAAAAGGAAAGAUACGUAUGUUUUCUCUCACAUGUAGAAUCUAGACUUAACAAUACACGUACUCUAUAUAAGACAUGAGAGCAGAAAGAGGCUACUUCUGAGGAAGAGGGCAACCCCUGGGAAGGAGAGGGGUUGAACCAAGGAGGAGUAAACAAGGGGCUGAUGUGAGCAAACUGAAAUUAUGUACAUAUCAAAAUGCUAUAAUGAAACAUCAUUCUAACUAACUAAAAAGUUAAUAAAAUAAGAUGAAAAUGAUUCAAUGUAUUAAUUUCCACCUUAGUUGGAAAUUGCUUCCUAGGGUUUUAUAUAUGUCCCUACUCUUAUUUUCAUUGAUCGGACCAGGCAGUAACUCACUUUUAAGUUUUGUUUUCUAUUGGUACUUAUACCACCAUCCCCUACACCACAGCACCCAUGCACCCAAAUGCCCAAGUAUCCAUGCACCCAAAUGCCCAAGUAUCCAUGCACCCAUACACCCAUGUACCCAUGUACAUACCCAUGCAUCCAGGCAUCCAUGCACCCAGAUGCUCAAGCACCCAUGCACCCAUGUACACAAGCAUCUCUGCACAUAUGCACAAACUUCUGAAUUCUCAUUGCUCGGUAUUCUAACUUAACAUUUUCUUCUUUCCUUUUUAAUUUUCACCUACUUUCCUUGGUUAUUCUGAUUAUUUUUAGAAGUCUGCUUGAACGUAAGUAAACUCAUAAAUCAUUUUAAUCUUAUUUAAACAAUGGUAUGACUGUAGCUAUGAGUUUCUCUUGAGGCAUGCCUCAGCAAUGCCUCACAGGCUUCUGUCUUGGUGUUCCCAUUAUCACCAUGUCCACUGGAUUCAUUUAAAACUCGAUUCUCUCCACAUUUCAAUACUGAGCUGGGAAAAGUUUUUCAUCUAUUUUUUUUUUUAAUUCCCAGCUUUUGUUGUUAAUUUCUAAUUUCAUUGUACUAUGGUCAGAUAAUCUUGUUCCAAAGGCUUUUUCUUUUUUGAAAAUCUCACUAGCUAGCCCAGGCUAUUCUCAGGCACACUUUCUUCCUGGCCAGUACUGGAAUUACAGGCAUGUACCACCACAUUCAGCUAAGGCAUUUUUUCUGUCAACAUGGUCAGUCUUGUACUGUUUCAUGCAUGUUUGAAAAUAGGAUAUAUUCUCUAUUCUCGGGGAUAGUGUGUGUUUGUGUGCACACAUGUGGGUGCGCACCUUUCUUUUCUUUUUCAUUUUAUUUAUUUAUUUAUUUUUCUAUUAUCAGCUUGAUACAGUACAAAUUCUUAUCCUAAUAGUGAAAUGUUUCACUGAGGCUUGCCCAGUGAUGGAGCAAAACCAAAACUUAUUAUAAGCCACAGUCAUCCUAGGGUCCCCCCUGCUAUGUAGCCUCCCUGGUUCUGUGGGUUACAGUCUGAUUGUUCUUUACUUUAUAUCUAGUAUCCACUUAUGAGUGAGUACAUACCAUGUUUGUCCUUCUGAGUCUGGGUUACCUCACUCAGGAUGAUAUUUUCUAGUUCUAUCCAUUUGCUGCAAAUUUCACGCUGCCAUUGUUUUUCUCUGAUGAGUAGUACUCCAUUGUGUAUAUAUACCACAUUUUCUUAAUCCAUUCUUCAGUUGUUUCCAGGUUAUGGCUAUUAUGAAUAGGCACACUUUUCUUUUUCAAUGUAGAUAGAUUGGUAGGCAGUGGCAACUUCAUGAACUGUUAAUUCUCAGAGCAAUGUUAAGAGUUCUGGCUUUGCCUCUGGUGGUGGUGGCUCACAACUUUAAUCCCAGUCCUCAGGAGGCAGAGGCAGGCAGAUCUUGAUGAGUUUGAGGCCAGCCUGGUCUACAGAGUUCCAGGAUGGCCAGUACUACACAAAGAAACACUGUCUCCAAAACAAACAAACAAAAAGAGUUCUGGCCUUGAUAUUCUAGGCCAGCCCUUGCAACCUGAAUUUGAGCACACAUAAAAACCUAUUAGCCCAAAUAGUAUGAGUGUGUUAGGGUCCACAGAUCACCCCACAAAAGACUAUCACUCACAUAUGCAAAAGCAAGAGCAUCUCUCUCUCUCUCUCUCUCUCUCUCUCUCUCUCUCUCUCUCUCUCUCUCUCUCUCUCUCUCUCUCUCUCUCCCCCACCCUUGGAGCUGAGGACUAAACCCAGGGCCUUGUGCUUGCUAGGCAAGCGCUCUACCACUGAGCUAAAUCCCCAACCCCGAGAGAUUACUUCUCAAGAGAAGAAUUCCUGCAUGCUGGAGUCAGCCACACAACAAAACGGCAAUGACUUCCAGAGAAGCUCCUUUUAUAGACAACCAGGAGGGGAUUAGGUCAUCCUAAACAUGAUUGGUCAAGCAAGCAGCAGCCACACUAAUGUUCCUGAUUGGCUGGGGCUGUGAGUGCUGAAUCAUGCCUGUUUUGCAAUUUCUCCCACACCUGCCUAAUCAGAAAUCAAAACAGAAACUGAAACUUAGGCCUAGUAGAGGCUGGGGCCAGGAGAAGCCCACCAUGGUGCUACUGUGGCCUCUCAAGUGUAGCCCCCAAAGAGUGUCCAGCCCUAGAAGGGAUUUUGAUCUCUAUACAAAUUUCUGUACAGUUUUUAAUAGAGGCCAAAGAGUCUGCAGCAGUUCAAUACAAUCUCCUGACUUCCCGUAUUCUCUAGUGUCUCCCACCCUAAGGGCACGUCCUUCCUUGAUCUGGGUUCCAGUGUAAGAAUCCAGCCUGUGCACUUCUUACCUGUUUCUUCCCUUUUUCUCUUCAAAGAGAGGAGUAGCAGUCAUGAAGAGGACUGUGAUAACUUCUCCAUGUUAACAAAACUUACCACAGCUACUUGAGCGUCUCAUGGCCUGCCUCACAUCUGCCUCGCAGACAUCAAACCUUGCAUUCACAGCAGCCACAUCAACCACCAAACCCCUCCAUACCAAGGGCUUGCUCAGAAGAUUCCAGAGGUGUUUGUGAACUUGCACCAACCCAGUUUCCUGCUUAUCUAUCCUGAGCCACUCUGGAAUAUCCCACUUGUAAUAGUUUCUUUUUAACGUGUCCGUUCUCUUUAAUUUUUCCCCAAAAUGUCUCAGUUCAACUCACUGGGAUUCUUCUUUUUUUUUUUUUUUUUUUUUUCAGAUUCUGCUAAGUAUCUGCCUUCUGCCUUCCAGCAGCCCAGACUGUCACCCCUCCACAUUGCUUCAUAAAGAAAUGAAUCCAUAACACACACCCUUAAGGGUCUAGAACGUCACAAAACACACAGAUCCUUCAGACCACAGGAAACGCUACCAAACACCAACAUUGAGAUGUCCAAAGGAAAGAGAGACUGCCAAACAGAUAGCUAGAUGGCACAGGGAACAUCCCUCCUGGAUCUACCAUAGAAAUGGCAAGGUUUGGAUCUGGUCCAAAGCCCAUCCCUGUGUAGUCCUAGAAACUAUUUAAAAAAAAAAAAAAACGGUUUUGAAACAGGCUGCCUUGAACUCAAUAAGUAGCUGAGGAUGACCUUGAACUCCUGGUUCUCCUGCCUCCACUUCCUGAUGUUGGGGUUUCAGGAAAGCACUACCAGGUCUGGCUUUUAGUGCUGGGGAUAGAAUACGGGCUUCACACAUCUAGGUAAGCACUCUACCUCCUGAGCUACAUCACCAACCCCUGGAAAUGGAUAUUAGCUUAAAACUGCUAGGGAGCACAGACCAAUCAGGUAGUGAGAGAGUGGGUGGCUGGGUGGAGUUCCUCACCAACCCUGGGAGGCCCCAAGGGUGAAGGGGCCCUCUCAAAUUGCUAAGAGCAAGGAGAGGAACUGAGGUUUGCAAGCACUGUGGCUUGUCUAUUUCCUGUUUCAUCAAGCUGCUGUACAAAAAAGAAUGUCAGUACAAGAGGAAAAUGGUGAGGGGGCCGAGAACAUCUGAUUGACCGCUUCCCUGGCCAUCUGAGACCAGAGAGACCCGGAAAGGGCUGAAGGUUCUCCUGAGACCCUUGAGACAGAACCUGGGACCAGAGGUAACAGUGGAGGAAGAUGCUUUGGGAUCUAGGUUUGGAUCUGUUGACUUUGGGGUGGGGCGGAAGGUUCUCUGCCAUGCCAGCCUCCUACAUAGCAGCAGGUGGUAGAAUUUGAGUGCUGGGGUUUAUGUGACCAAGAAGGCAUCCUGUGUUGGAUUCCUUGAGUAACCACUAGGAUAUGGCUACCAACUUUGCUCUACCUGUUAGCUUACAUUAGAUGUGAGUCGCAUGCUCAGCAUCCAUGCCAUGAAUUAAAUGACCUUUUCCAGAUCCCUUUAAAGCAGGGAUCCCUGUAACAGGCCCUUCUCCCUCAACUCUCACUGAGAACUCUGGACUAGGAAGGCCAGAUCCAUGCAGGAUACCACCCAUCAUUUCUUCUGCAUACACAGCCAAGAGGUAGGAGCAAAGUUCUGGAAAGGCAGCAACAAGUCUGUAGGUGAGAGACAGUGCCUGCUGUCUUCCUGUGUGGGGAGGAGAGCCUCCCCUAGCCAGUAUUAAGUCUUCCUCCAAAGCUCUAACUGGACCCUCUCCUGUUGCCAAAGAAUACCUCAGAGACUCCAGAAAGCCUUGGGCAGUGGCCCUGUGACCUUUCUCUGAACUACAGGACCAGUUCCUUUUUCUGCAGUCCAUCCCUGUCCAUCAGGCCUUCCACAAGGAAGAGACAUCAGCACAGGCUUGCCUCAACCCCACAAGACCUUUCCUCUUCCCAUCUGGAAGGCAGGAGGAUCCUCAACCCAGGUAGCUACUUCCAGUACAAAGCCUAUAUGUAACUAGGGCCCAACAUGGAGGAACCUAACCCUUCACACUCAUAACACAGUACCCAUUAUUCACCCACCUGUUUUUUGCCUUCCUGUCUGACCUAAUUGAGUUGAUGAUUAUGUCCAAACCAGAAAGAAGUGCUUUGUCCUUGUAACUGAAACUUAGAGGCCACAGGAACCAGAGUAGUAAAAUUAUUCCAAGAUGGAGCUACAAGCCCUGUUCAGAACUGAGAGAAGGAAUUAGGGAAAUCAGAGGGUGAAAUUGAGCAUUCUUGGUCUUAGAGUCUGGCUUUGCCUGGGGCAUCUGAUUCAUAUCACCAAGUCUUCAGUAUCUAGCAUAGCAAGGAUAAGUAUGAUAUUUUAUAUCUAUUAUUAAAAUAAUAUUUUAUUGUUUUAUAUUAAUAUUUUUAAAGCUGUAAUUUAUCAUAUGCCAUGUGCUAGGUGUAUGGUGUGGAUAUUGUUAUUUAAUACUCAUCUCCCUUCAAGGGAAGUUUUAGUCCCAUUUCAAAAAUGAGAACCCUGAGGCUUUAGCAACACUUAACACCUUCCCCUCUGUUUGGUAGGCAGUGACAGCCUGGGAGUGAGUCACAGUCUGUCCCCAAAGCAAGAUUUCCCCUCCUCCAGUGAAGACGGAACAGUAAGGUGCUAUGGCUUUGAGGUGCACAUGUAUGUGGAAUCCCAAGUCCCCUCCAUCCAUUCAUUUAUCACAGAAUAUGCAUUGAGGUGCAUGUGUGUGAUCCCAAGUCCCCUCCAUCCAUCACAGAACAUGUGUAGGCCUUUUCCUCCGUUUCUACAUAAUUUAAUAAACAGAGUGACAUGUGGGAAGUCUAGGAAACCCCAUAGAGUGAGAGUGAGGGCAAAAGCCUGAAGGAAGACAUUCAGAGGUGAUGGAAGAGGACGAACACUACCUCACAGUCCUUGGGGUAAGCUCUGCCCAAGGCAGAGGGUGUCCCUCUGCCCUCAAGAGCCAGAUAACCAAAACCAUACAGGACUUGGCCACAUAAGAGCCCUUCAGAAAGUGAGACUGUCCACCCACUGGUUUGUGAAUAAGUAUAGUGACCAGAGACAGAGCAGGAGCCCUGCACAGAAUUCUAUCUUGUGCCAGGAUAGGGAUCAAAAUUCCAACAAAGACGCACAGGGCUUCUGCCUGCAGAGUCUGUGCCGCCUAUAAACAAGCCUUGGGGGUCAGAGCUGGCCAGUGCCUGCUAGUCAGUGAGGCUGGGACACUUCCUCUGACCACCCAGGAACUGAAUUCCUGGGCAGUGGGAUGAGUGGGUAAUAGAGAAGAGACAGCAGCUGUGAGGAGGACCUUCCUCAUCACCCCAGUCUUACUCCAGAGGGCAAAGGAGGCAGGGCACAAUUUCUGGUGCUAGGAUGUAGCCCAUCUGAGUCCAGCCCUGACUUCACCAAGCUGCCAGAGACCAAAAUGAGACUAGCCAAAUCCACAACAGGUAGGUGAAGAUAAGAAUUUGGGUAUAUAUGGAUGGUAGGUAAGGCCACCUAGUGGGACACCAAGCCUGUCCUGAAGACAGUCCCCAAAGUUCCUUGGGGACUUUGCAUUACAGGUUUCUUAGGGCUUGUCUUUGUAAGACUCUUGUUGCGAGUACUCUGCAUGCUUGCUAGUUUAGAUGGCAGCUUUGGAAACAGACUGAGCCUGGCAGGGAGGCUGUCCUAAAAAGGUAGAGCCCUCCUCUCUGAGUCACUGAGCCAGGUUCUCUGAAAUGGACCAACACUAAGUGUUUUGAAGGUCCUCAGCCAAUAGACUGACUUGAUCAGCAACUAAAGUCAGAGCCUAGCCCUAGAUACACAGUAGAUGACAGAAAGGUCAGGAUGUGGUGAUGGAGGAAUCAGGGCAGGUUUCCCUAAGCCAUGCCAGUCCAGAGCCACAAGAUGACUGCUGAGAGCUAGGAAUGGAGCAGAGGGUGCCAGUCAUGAACCUGAUCACUUCCUAAGGGCUUGUGGCUAACCCUCUAGGUCUCAAGAAGUGCCACUUAGCUAUUUUAGUAAGAAUGUGGGCAAGAGAGCAGUAAAGAUGACAUCUUUCAUUUUAGACUAGAAGAUAAAGUGGGCUGGAGUGUCCUCAGUUCUACAAGCCACUCAAACAGCUGUAAGCUCAUGACGAUUAUAAUUUGUUCCUUGUAUUCCCUCACUUAGAGGCAGAAAGGAAGAAGGGGCUCCAGAGAGACCCGCCCACUUUAGGGAUUAGUGCUAGAGAAUGGCAGAAACCUGGCCUUGCUGGAUUCCAUCAGUUCAUGCAGGAUUGAGCCCAGGAGUCCUGGCCCUGGGUUCUCAACACACAUGGAUGGAGCCCUGUGCUAUUUCUGUCCUGACCCAGGGAGAUAGAUUGUCAGUUUUCAGCCCAUCUUCUGACUCCUCCCUCUUGGCAUCUGGCAGAUCCAAGCAGCUGUUCAAGGAACUGGAAGCCAAGCACAACAGGUGCUUGGGAGGUCACCAUGAUCAGCUCAGACCCCAAGUCCUCUCCUGGCUUGGCUCGGUGGGCCGAGAGCUAUGAGGCCAAGUGUGAACGACGUCAGGAGACCCGAGAGAGCCGCCGCUGCCGCCGCAAUGAGACCACUUGCCGCCAGCCAGGGAAGCUGCUGAGGACCCAGCACAGGGAGCGGCUUCAGAGAGCUCGGCAGCUCCAGUUCUUCAGAAGGAGAAACCUGGAAGAGGAGAAGAAAGGCCAGUCCAGGGAGCAAGGGCCCUCCAGCAAGAUAGAUGGAGGGACAGGCCAGGUGACUGUCCUCAAGGAGUCCUUGCCUGGUGACUACAAGACCUCCUUCCCUGGACAGCAGGUAACAGGGACGACCUCUGCAGUUUCCCCAAGCCUGCAUCAUUCCUCCUCAAGCAUCCAGAGAGAUUUGGAUGGCCUCCAUUCCUCACACGCAACAGCCUUUCCACCACAGGACUCUGCCAGCAAGAAGCCACUCAGACAGCACCGGGGUACUCAGACAAAGGCAGAAGAGGCACAGCCAACAGUAAAGAAUGACGCCAGUCAGCAAACCAACUGUGGAGUUGCAGUCCUAGACAAGGACAUCAUCCAGCUCUCUGAGUACCUCAAAGAAGCCCUACAAAGGGAGCUGAUCCUCAAACAGAAAAUGGUGAUUCUCCAGGACCUGCUGCCUGCUCUGACCCGGGCCUCUGACAGCUCUUGGAAGGGGCAGCUCAAUGAAGACAAACUGAAGGGCAAACUAAGGUCCCUAGAAAACCAGCUCUACACCUGCAUGCAGAAAUACACUCCCUGGGGGAUGAAGAAGGCACUCCUGGAGAUGGAAGACCAGAGGAGCAGUUACGAACAGAAGGCUAAGGAGUCGCUCCAGAAAGUGCUGGAGGAGAAAAUGAGCGCAGAGCGGCAACUGCAGAGUGCACAGCUGUCCCUGGCUUUGGCAGAGCAGAAGUGUGAAGAGUGGAAGAGUCAGUACGAGGCUCUCAAGGAGGACUGGAGGACCCUAGGGGACCAGCACAGAGAGCUGGAGAGCCAGCUGCAUGUGCUUCAGUCCAAACUACAGGGAGCAAACAGCAGAGACUCACAGAUGAACCAGGCCCUGCGACGUUUAGAAAAUGAGCACCAGGAACUGCAGGCCAAGAUCGAGCGCCUACAAGGGGACAGAGAGCAGCAGAGCUCUGACACCCAGGACCUACAAGAUCAGCUAAAGAGGUCAGAGGAGGAGAGACAGGUCCUGGUGAGCAGAGUACAGCAGCUGCAGAGUCUGCUUCAGAAACAGUCCUUACACCAUCACGAACAGGAGAAACUCUUAAAGAAAGAUCAGGCUUUACCCGUGUGGAAUCCAGAGCGCUCCCUUGAUGAAGCAAAACCGGAGAGUACAGGGGAGGAGAAAGACUGGGAGCUGAGAGACCAGCUACAAAAGGAGACAUCUCAGCUCCAGGCCAAGGAAAAGGAGUGCAGAGAGCUGCAUUCAGAGUUAGACAUCCUCAGUGACAAGUACCUCUCCUGUCUUCAAAAGCUACAGCACUGUCAAGAAGCCCUGAGCCACAGCCAGGAGCUGCUGCCCAGACGGCAAUGUGGCCAAUGGCUCCCGGUGCUGAUGGUGGUGAUUGCUACGGCACUAGCAGUGUUCCUGGCAAACAAAGACAGCCUGGCGAUCUGA